AACGGUGGAGUGAUCAGAACUCAGCUGAGGUUCACCAGGACGGAGGAGCCGGAUGACACAGGAACCAUGGAGCUGAUCACCAUCCUCACUCUCUCCUUCAUCUUCCUCCUCACGGUCUAUAUUCUUCAGUCAUGGUCCAAACAGCAUGGAUACCACUCAUUGCCCCCCGGACCUACCCCGAUUCCUGUGCUAGGGACCCCCAAGUACAUGGACUUGAGAUAUGCUGCCAAGAACCUGAAGAAGCUCAGCCAAAAAUACGGUUCAGUAUUCACCAUCUGGAAAAUGUCAGAACCUGUGAUGGUUCUUUGCGGUUAUGAGACGGUGAAAGAGGGUCUGAUAAAUCACGCCGAGCAGUUCAGUGCACGACCGAUAAUCCCAGUGCUAUAUAUCUCCACCAAGGGAUACGCUCUCAAUGGACCACGAUGGCGCUCACUCCGCAGCUUCACCAUGACAUGUCUCAGAAAUGUUGGGAUGGGAAAGAAGACGAUGGAGACGAGGAUACUGGCAGAGUCCAAGUAUCUCAUACAGGCUGUAUCGGAGACAGGAGGAAAACCCGUCAACCCGACAAUGCUCAUGGCCAGCGCUGUGGGAAACAUCAUCAGUUCUGUGCUGUUCGGGGAGCACUUUGAUUACCAGGAUGAGAAGCUGCACGAGCUUCUUUCAUCGACAUCCAGACAUAUGAAAGGGUUUUCUUCUCCACUAAACACGCUCUGCAAUAUUGUGCCAAUUCUUCUGAAGUUCCCGAUCAUCAGGCAAAAAGUCUUCAAAGAAAGCAAAUUUCUGCAGAGGUUUGCAACAAAAUAUAUAAAGCAACAUAAAGAAACUUUGAAUCCGGAGGCACCGAGGGAUUUCAUAGACUAUUACUUACUGAAGAUAAAAGAGGUGGAACAUGAGAUGGAUCCAGAUAUCUGUGAUACCAGUCUCCUCAUGAUGGUUAUAGGACUUUUAUCGGCAGGAACUGAGACGACGGCUUCUACCCUAAAAUUCAGCUUGGUGCUCCUGGCCCAUUAUCCGGAGGUGCAAGCUAAAGUUCAGCAGGAGAUAGACGAGGUAACCAAGUCUUUGCGUCUCCCCGAGAUCAUGGACAAGCCCCAGCUAUCGUAUACAAAUGCUGUCAUCCAUGAAAUCCAGAGAGUUUUUGACCUGUCUCCAACUGCACUUUUCCAUGCCAUCACUGAAGACAUCAAGUUCAGAGGCUACAUCAUCCCAAAGGGAACAACCGUGAUCCCCUUCCUCUCAUCCGUCCUGACAGACCCAUCUCAGUGGGAGACUCCGGAAGUAUUCAACCCCGGGCAUUUCUUGGAGGAGGAUGGGCAGUUCCGCAACAGGUCGGCCUUCAUGCCUUUCUCAGCAGGGAAGAGAGUCUGUCCUGGAGAGAACCUGGCCCGCAUGGAGCUCUUUUUGUUUAUCUCCGCUCUGCUACAAAAAUUCACCUUCACCCUCCCCCCGGGGACAAAACGCCAGGACUCGAAAUUUCUGAACCAACACAAGACUGAAAUCCUUGCAUCAGCUGAGAUAUGCGCUGAGCCUCGCUUCUUGUCCAAGUGACCGACCACUGUCCAGCCACACAACAUGGAAGACAAUGAGAAGACAUAGCAACUCAGAAAAUGUGACCAAAUAAAGAUACUAAAUAAAACUAUUACAAUGUUUAUAAUCAAAAUGAUAAUAUAGAAUGCAAUGUACGUGUAAACUUUUCAUUUGUAACAAAGGUUAAGACAUCAUGUGUCAAAAUAUCUAAUGACAUGUCAAAUUGUGACUACAAGAGCUUGUUCCAUCAUGUUCUGUAGAUUAGAAGUCUUCUGGGGUGAAAUCUACUUCUGUAAACUUGGACAUAUUUGGAAUGUAUAGCUGAAUCCGACACAGAUGAGCUUCAGGGCUCUUUUAAAACUUGAAUUUGACAAUUUG
Messenger RNA from Bufo bufo (common toad), 1905 nucleotides. RefSeq names its product cytochrome P450 2C39-like. Gene Ontology annotation, biological process: xenobiotic metabolic process. The record is from RefSeq and is a predicted model, not a curated record. Lineage: Eukaryota; Metazoa; Chordata; Amphibia; Anura; Bufonidae. Gene Ontology annotation, cellular component: cytoplasm; intracellular membrane-bounded organelle. The coding region runs from base 67 to 1548 and encodes 493 amino acids. Gene Ontology annotation, molecular function: heme binding; oxidoreductase activity, acting on paired donors, with incorporation or reduction of molecular oxygen, reduced flavin or flavoprotein as one donor, and incorporation of one atom of oxygen; iron ion binding. The transcript has 10 exons.